CUCUCUCUCUGCGGGGAAGCGCCUCCGGCUCCUCCUCCUCCACCUCCAUCCCGCUCCGCCGUGGAGAGAGCCGCCGCGGCAGCAAGGCCGCCGCGCGGGGAGCACGCCGCGUCCCCCACCGCCCAAUGGCGGCCUCCCACUCCCCCCGAAUAACCCUCGGUCUUCCUCUUCUGGGAUGCGAGAGCUCGCUGUGGUAGGCUCGCCGCCGCGCAAUGGAGGGGUUCUCGAGGGACUUGCUGUGCGGCAUCGGGAGGGGGGCAGACGGGCCCCGCCGCGAGCAGAGGCCGCCGCGCCCUGACGCGGAGGCUGAGGAGGUGGAGCUCAACCUCGGGCUCUCGCUUGGCGGCCGGUUCGGGCUCGAGAGGAGAGGGGCGGAGAAGCUCGCCAGGUCGACGUCUGUCGCGGCCAUCUUCGCGACACCGGAGGAGGUGGCGCCGCCCGCGCUCUUCAGGACCAGUUCGCUGCCGACUGCGGCGGCCGCAGAGGCGGCGAAAAAGCAGGGUUUGGAUGACUUGGGCUGCUGCCGCCGGAACGGCGGCGUGGAGGCGGAGCCCGCGGCGAGACUGCCGGCGAGCGGGAGCCCGUCGUCGGGCUCGUCCGACGGCGAAGGGCGCAGGCUGGAAGUGAAUAUGACAGACACUCUCAUGAGAACAAGUUCACUCCCUGCUGGCAUCGAGGAUGAGUGGAGGAAGCGGAAGGAGGCCCAGAGUCUGAAGCGACUCGAAGUGAAGAGGAAGAGAAUUGAGAGAAGGAACUCUCUCACUUCCAACGUGUCCAAAGAGUCUGUUGGGCAGAUAUUAGAAGAGAUGAACACAAGAGCUGAGAAAGUAGAAAGUUGUGAUGAUGUUGCUGCGGGCAAUAAGAUGGGAGGAAAUGCGAACCAUAUUGGUGAUAAAAACCGCUGCACUGGACUUCCUCCAGUCCACCGUGCUACGUCUACUCAACAACGUGGCAGUUUGUCUGGAAUACCGACGAAGCAUAAUCCAGCUGUGAAAGGACCUGCAAAUGUUGAAGAGCAUAAUGAUCCAUCAGCCAUUGCACCCCCUACUGAGCACCAAAAUAGUGCAGCCAAAGCAACACCAUUUUCGGCAUUGGCAGUGAGGGCAAUAGCUCUUGCUUCCAGGGGAGAGCAACUGCAAACGACAGGAAGAGUCGCGGCAAGAGCUAAGAGCAUGGGAGAUGUGGAGCAGAUUAUGAUGCAGGAGAUGCCAUGUGUGUGCACCAAGGGACUCCCGAAUGGCAAGAGGGUUGAGGGCUUCCUGUACAAGUACAGGAAAGGCGAGGAAGUGAGGAUCGUCUGUGUGUGCCAUGGCAGCUUCCUGACCCCUGCAGAGUUUGUGAAGCAUGCUGGAGGUGGAGACGUCGCGAACCCGCUUCGGCACAUCGUUGUCAAUCCUAUUGCGCCAUCCUUAUACUGAAACCUCAGUCCGCUCAAUGCUGCUUUUGAAGUGUUCUAUAGCUUCAGUUCAGCCCUGCUCAAUGCUGCUCUUACAAGUGUUUUAUGCUUCAGCAGCCUUCACCUGCUCACUGUUGCUCAUGCAAGUGUUCUAUAGCUUCAGCCUUCACCUUAGCUUCAGAGUUCUGUUCAGAGUAGAAUCUGAUUGUCAGACUGUCUUAAUGUUACAGUGUUUAUUAUGCUAAGGAGAUGGUGGGAGAUUGCUCCUGCUGACAUAAAAAAAGUGGUAACAUGGUUCCGUUGAUCAUUGUCGAAUAGCGCUUGCAGCUUCUUUUGUUCAAGCAAUUGUCCCAGAAAUUCAUCAUUGUGCAAUUCUCUCUGGCAACUGGUAUCAAUCACAAUAAAAUCCUAUUAGUACCGUUUCAUAUUAUACGUAAGAUGUUU
This is a messenger RNA of Oryza brachyantha (malo sina), 1840 nucleotides long. RefSeq names its product ninja-family protein MODD-like. Gene Ontology annotation, cellular component: nucleus. The coding region runs from base 213 to 1418 and encodes 401 amino acids. Gene Ontology annotation, biological process: negative regulation of DNA-templated transcription; signal transduction. The record is from RefSeq and is a predicted model, not a curated record. NCBI's taxonomy places the organism in Eukaryota, Viridiplantae, Streptophyta, Magnoliopsida, Poales, Poaceae. The transcript has 4 exons.